AUGGGUUCUUGGUCAGACACUACAUUUGAGCCGAUGUCAACUACCCAUAAAGAGACAUGCUCAGCACAGAGUCAUGAGACUGGAUGCAGCUCUGUCUACAUUGGUAGCAAAGAGGAGGCAUCCAUUGUCAACAUUGCUGCUGAGUCUGGAAAUACUGUUGUACCUCCACCUCUAUUCUGGUAUAAGAUCAGGGCAUACGGUCGCGAUGCUUUUUCCGAGUUCUUCGGGACUAUGAUCCUGAUACUGUUCGGCGAUGGAGUCGUGGCACAAGUUCUCCUGAGUAACGAUCAGAAAGGGAAUUAUCAAUCAAUCACCUGGGGCUGGGGACUGGGUGUCAUGCUUGGGGUAUACGUCAGCGGUCCAUCAGGCUCGCAUAUCAACCCAGCCGUAACCUUCGCAAACUGUGUCUUCAGAGGCUUUCCCUGGCGCAAAUUCCCCAUCUACGUUCUCUCCCAGGUUCUUGGGGCUAUGUGCGGUGCUGCAAUUGUGUACGGCAAUUAUAAAUCUGCCAUUGACGUCUUUGAAGGAGGACCCAAUACUCGCACCGUUCCUGGAUACUCAACCACAGCAACAGGAGGGAUAUUUUGUACCUAUCCUGCCAGUUUUAUGACAAAGACUGGACAAUUCUUCUCGGAAUUCCUGGCGAGUGCCAUAUUGAUGUUCAUGAUAUUCGCACUCAAAGACGAUAACAACAUCGGCGCAGGCCAUCUAACGCCGCUAGCACUAUUCUUCGUGAUAUUCGGUAUCGGUGCGUGUUUCGGCUGGGAAACUGGAUAUGCAAUCAAUCUAGCCCGAGAUUUUGGCCCCAGACUUGUCUCAUACAUGAUUGGAUACGGGCAUGAGGUGUGGGCAGCGGGUGGCUACUACUUCUGGGUUCCAAUGGUAGCCCCAUUCCUUGGCUGCACAUUUGGCGCCUGGAUAUAUGAUCUCUUCUUAUAUACUGGACUGGACAGUCCAAUCAAUACGCCGUGGAUGGGAAUUAAGCGUUCAUUCGGGCCUUUGCACAAGAAACAAGUGGCUUUGCAAAGCCCGGUUUGA
Messenger RNA from Penicillium verhagenii, 1038 nucleotides. Its product is annotated as MIP/aquaporin family protein. The record is from RefSeq and is a predicted model, not a curated record. Gene Ontology annotation, molecular function: water channel activity; glycerol channel activity. The transcript is spliced from 3 exons. Gene Ontology annotation, cellular component: plasma membrane. Gene Ontology annotation, biological process: glycerol transmembrane transport; water transport. Lineage: Eukaryota; Fungi; Ascomycota; Eurotiomycetes; Eurotiales; Aspergillaceae. Bases 1 to 1038 code for a protein of 345 amino acids.